AGUCUGAGCUUGACUGGCGCACCAUUCACAUUUCAAUUCUGUGGUGUAUUGAGAACCCAAGAGCUUUUCCACCUGAAGCACUUUCCCACUCGAGGUGGAAGGUUUUUCUUUCCCCUUCAAUGACUGCAAAAGGGUUCGCCUGACAAACAGUGUAAAAUUCUCUUUUGUGAUAGCAUUUCAAUAUCAAAUUUAUCGGUGAGUUUAUGGAAAGAAACAAAUCCUGUGGACUUAAGAAAAGGACUUUUUCAGGGAAAGAUAGAUUACAAGUGAGUGAGAAGGAUGUGAAAAGUAAGUGUUGAGUGUGUGAUAAGAGAGCUUUGAGUGAUGUUGUGGAUUUUCCUUAAAAAUUGCAAACAGGUGGUCUUUUGCGGUGAAAAAAUCUCCAAUUGACAAUUUCCACUUGGGAUAGCAACAACAUAAAGUCCCAACAAAUGGAAAUUGAGUGAAAGGAUUUAAUUGGAGAAGGAAGAAAAAAAUAUAUAGAAGAGAAUCCUCGAAAUGAGAAAACUUAUCUCGAGGCUUCGUGUUUAGAGAAAUGUCCAAAAAUUCUGUUCCUUGAAGGCACAAAAGGAAUAUUGUCUGUGAGAGUCACAAGAAAAAGCUACAGGAAAAAUAAUACAGCAGAGGAUUCACCAAAAAAAAAAAACAUUGUGUGAAGGAAAAGAAAAUCAGGAAUCACGCCCAACUCUUGAACUUUUUUAUUCCGAAAAGAAAAGAGGGAUACAAUUGGUGCUGAGGCAUGGACACCAAGUUUGAGCAGAGGCAGUAUCAGGGUCAAAUUCCGCCAUCAUUUCCGGAAACCUUUAAGGACUUCUUCUCCAUGCUCAACGAAGAUGAGGACCAUGUGGAGCUCAUCUCGAACAUUCUGGAAGAUAAAGUUAUUCCGAGGUCAAAGUGUCGAUAUCGAUGCGGAAGUUUACGGUGUUGCCACAAUCUACCCUCAGUACCUACAGCUCCAGGCAGUGGGGAUGUACUCCAGAGAACCAGGACUCUAUCCAUGUCGAAUUCAACCGCAAUGAGAAUGGCAUCCGGGACCAAUUCUUCGAAUUUUGGUCGGUCGAGCUCCUUCCGAGUAGCUCGACCAACAUCCACAGCCACUGAGUACUGCAAGCACAUGAAAUACUGCUGCCUCCAUCAAAAUCAAACGCACAGAGGCUUCCAUUCUGGUCGCAAUCUCCAGCCACAUUUGGAUUUUGCCGACUUUACUUCCAGUGAUGACGAAAAGUUCACCAGCACAGGCAAAAAACUCCCCAAACUCUACGGGAAUGUAUCCCAGGGAUCUGCCCAAGAGACCAAUAUCAAGCGGACUGCACCACUCUACGAAAGUUGCGAUGAGUCUGAGGCUGUAAGCAGCACGUGCUCCUCCAGUAACAACAACAGCAGCAUCCCUGGAGGAUAUUCCGUGUCUGCUCGACCCAGUCCAAUGAGUUCUGGACCUCACGGGCGCGGAAGCAUUACCCGCGCCACUUCUGGCCUCCCUCCAACGCCCGACUCCAGUCACUUUCUGCUCCCCACGCAGCAAGUCACUCCGGGGACACCCACCUCUAGCGCCACAACACCAUCAGCCCCACCCGGAAGUCUCCCCGGACCACCUACGGCCGGAAGUGCCCUCAACUCACCAGCAGCCAAAGCUUUAGGCGAUAAGAGCACCUACAAGACGCCGGAUAUCAAAUCACAGAAAUCACCAGUAUUCAAUCGGAGACGUUCUUCGUCUGUCACCCUGGCCCAACCCACCCCGGAUCUGCACAGGUUUAGCAGCGUUCGCGGCACCGAGGACGUAACGGCGUGGCGAGGUGAAUCGGGCGGCGGCGGAAGUGGAAAUUCCACAGGAUAUUCACGGGAACGCUACUGCAAGUCACCAGUUAACAGACCUCCACCAGAUUGUGCCACCCCCAGCUCUUCACAGAGACCCACCAAACAGAAACAGAGGAUGAGGACGGCGAGUAUGCCUGCAGAAAAUAGGAAACCCCGAUUAUCGGAACUCAGACGUUCAGCCAUCCACUGUGCCGACGUGGACAUUGAAUACUAUCGACUGAGGAGUUUUAGCAUCACAUCCCAUGGGAUUUGUAACUUGGGUGACUCAAUGAGAAGUCGCAGAUCUCGCUCCAUAAAUUCCGUCACCUCAUCCAAUAGCGGUAGGGAUCGACACAACAGCAAUGCUUCGCAGACAACAACAAAUGACCUGGCCAUGGACACGGAGCAGGGAGAUGGAGCAACGGCCUACAAAGUGGCCAUGCUCGGUGCCUCGGGCGUCGGAAAGACAGCCCUCACGUACCAAUUCACCACAUCAGAAUAUAUCUGUGCAUAUGACCUCAGCCUGGACGACGAUUAUGGCCAGAAGACGGUCUCUGUGCUGCUGGACGGACAGGAGACGGACCUAGAGAUCAUUGACCACCCCGCAUGUGAAAUGUCUACAGAGGCCUUCUGCUCAACAUACAACAUUGAUAUCUUCGUGGUUGUGUACUCAGUCGUAGACAGGAAGACCUUUAAGGCGGCCGAGAAGGUCCUUCACUAUCUGCGAGACAAUGAGAUGCUGCUCACCCGUGGAGCCAUUUUGGUUGGGAACAAAACGGACCUCGAGAGGCAUCGAGAAGUGCCCACGCAAGGGGGAAGACGCCUGGCCAAGGAUGUCAGCUGUAAAUUCAUUGAAACAUCAAGUGGACUGGAUCACAAUGUGGAUGAACUCUUGGUGGGUAUCGUGGCCCAAGUUAAACUCAAUCCACAGCGACUGAGCAAUUUGACUGAGGAACAGAGGCAAGGACUGAGGCUAUCCGGGGGUCCUGGAAGUUCAGCAGCAAUGGCCCGGGCAAAGGAAGAGGAAGCAACUAAGAAACUCAUCAGAAAGCGUCAAGGAGCUCACUCGAGCGGACCACUGAAUGCUGUGGAUUUGCACACCUUGAAAAAUUCCUUCGAGAAUAAGGAGAACAUCCCUAAAAGGACAAGGAAUCGACAGAGACAACAAACAUCCCAGAAAAGUGGACUCAAUGAGGAAGAUGAAGACAACAAAUCCACCAGUUCAAGUGUCUCCUCGGCCAGCUCAUCAUCUAUUGACGAAAAUGAGAUGAAUCUGCUGUCACAGGGUUCCACAAGUUGCUCCUCAACGCCAACAAAGCAUCCCUCAAACACCUGCGAGACCAAGUCCGGCAAGAAAAAGAACUUAGCAGCCGAAAAGGCCGUUGCUAGGUUCUCAAAUCGCACAAAACUCUUUUUAACGUCAUUCUUGAAAUUCAAGAAGAACUUGAGAGUCAAGAGACGAAAUUCCAACAGUUGCAGUGAUUUAUUCGUCAUUUAAACCCGAGAUGUAAGCCGUGGCGGCGACAAAAAGCGGCAACUUAUAAGACGUACUGCACUUAAGAAUUCCAAAAAAAAUGAAUAAAAUGGUUUUCAUUUAAAACGGUUUGAAAAUCUUGCGAAAUUGAGAAAAAAAUCUUAAGAAAAUUUUACAGCAAUCGAAAGAAAAAACGUACUAUUUUUGUAUUGAUCGUCAUUUUAAAAAUUAAAAACAAAGAAAAACGUAGCAUAAAAAACAAACAAA
Phlebotomus papatasi is the source of this 3535-nucleotide messenger RNA. RefSeq lists its product as uncharacterized. The coding region runs from base 740 to 3292 and encodes 850 amino acids. Gene Ontology annotation, cellular component: plasma membrane. The transcript has 10 exons. NCBI's taxonomy places the organism in Eukaryota, Metazoa, Arthropoda, Insecta, Diptera, Psychodidae. The record is from RefSeq and is a predicted model, not a curated record. Gene Ontology annotation, molecular function: GTPase activity; calcium channel regulator activity; GTP binding.